Messenger RNA from Amaranthus tricolor (Joseph's coat), 1149 nucleotides. RefSeq names its product 40S ribosomal protein S2-4-like. Gene Ontology annotation, molecular function: RNA binding; structural constituent of ribosome. Gene Ontology annotation, biological process: translation. Gene Ontology annotation, cellular component: ribosome; cytosolic small ribosomal subunit. Bases 161 to 976 code for a protein of 271 amino acids. The transcript has 2 exons. The record is from RefSeq and is a predicted model, not a curated record. NCBI's taxonomy places the organism in Eukaryota, Viridiplantae, Streptophyta, Magnoliopsida, Caryophyllales, Amaranthaceae.
CCCAAACCCAUCAUUCCAUAAAAACCCUACUUCCAAACCGUUAUACUUCAUAUAAAGCACUUCCACUUAGUUUUAUCUCAUAUCGCCUCCCUACUUCAAAGCGCGAAUUCUCAAUCACUAACCCUAAUCCCUUCUACUUUCAAGUUUCAAUCCAUCAACAAUGGCGGAAAGAGGCGGCGAUCGUGGAGGAUUUGGUCGUGGAUUCGGUUCACGUGGAGGUCGCGGUGGUGACCGUGGAAGAGGUCGCCGACGGGGAGGAAGAAGAGAGGAAGAAGAGAAAUGGGUACCAGUCACAAAACUGGGUCGUCUUGUAAAGGAAAAGAAAAUUACGUCUCUUGAGCAAAUCUAUCUUCAUUCGCUUCCUAUCAAAGAACAUCAGAUCAUUGAUGAAUUAACUGGAAGUCUUAAAGACGAAGUUAUGAAGAUUAUGCCCGUGCAGAAACAAACCCGGGCUGGACAAAGGACCCGAUUCAAGGCCUUUGUUGUUGUGGGAGAUGGAAAUGGUCAUGUCGGUUUAGGUGUAAAGUGUUCUAAAGAAGUUGCAACCGCUAUUCGUGGAGCUAUUAUACUGGCUAAAUUGAGUGUAAUUCCCGUAAGGAGAGGUUUCUGGGGAAACAAGAUUGGGAAACCCCAUACUGUGCCUUGUAAGGUUACUGGGAAAUGUGGAUCAGUCACUGUUAGAAUGGUUCCUGCUCCUCGUGGUGCUGGUAUUGUUGCUGCUAGGGUUCCUAAAAAGGUUCUUCAAUUUGCUGGGAUUGAAGAUGUUUUCACUUCUUCUCGCGGGUCUACCAAGACUCUUGGUAACUUUGUCAAGGCAACUUUUGAUUGUUUGAUGAAGACCUAUGGAUUCUUGACUCCUGAUCUGUGGAAGGAGACUCGCUUUACCAAAUCUCCGUUCCAAGAGCAUACUGAUUUCCUUUCAAAGCCAAUCGGUAAACUCACUUUGAUCGAGGAUAUUGAGAGGGUUGAAGCCUAGGCAUGUAUCGACAAUGAAAGCUUUUUUAGGUACUUGGGGUAUAAUAGGUUUAAUUGUUUUGGUUUGACGAUGCAAUGUUCAUUUUGCUGAAACAACCAUGCAGUUUUGUUUGAUGCUGAAUAUUAUUUUCUUUUAUUAAUUUCAUAUAAAUGCAAUGCUACUCUUUUAAUGUU